AUGUGGAUACAGUGGUCACUUACAAGACUCGUUAGAUGGAGAGUGAAGGACUGGGCUUCAUGUUUCACCGCUUGCAGAUUCCCUUUAGAUGAUGAGACGGAUACGUAUCGAUCGUCGCCGCCGCAACUUCCGAUGAGGAACAUGGUAUUUGAGAUGAAAGAUGGUGAGAGUACUAAAGGCAAAAGGAUUGGUAAAAAGUUGCUAAGGAGAAAGCGAUCAUGCAGCAAUAAGAAUAGUAAUAAUAAUAUAUGUGGUACAAGAAUAAACCCCAGUACAUCAACACAGGCGAGGAGCCAUAAUCUUGUUUCAACAGAAAACACAAAUGGUAAUGACUCGAGCUGGCCUCAUUUUACCGAUGAAGAUUAUAUCGUCUUCUGCUUUAGAGAGGAUGGAGCAUUUGAUGUGGUAAAGGAUUGCAAAUCAGAAACACCAACCAAUCAAAUUGAUUCAUUUGAUUGUACAAGUACUAGAAGAAGUUCAUGGCCUCUCAAUCAAAAGACGUAUGAAGAUGGCCCAACAAGUGAGGAAGAUAUCAAAAUCCCUGUCACAGAGGUGAUGGUUGAUGAAGAAGAGAUUAUAUACGUAGAUGCAGAGUCAUCUUCAAGGAGAUACCAGAAUGAGGAGAUGGAGAAUCAAGGAAUGGUGUCAGUAGGAUCAAGUGACUCCAAUCAAUCGGACAACAGCUCGGGAUCUUUUGCGUUUCCUGUAUUGGGAUGGGAGUGGAAAGGGAGUCCAGCACAAAUGCCGAAAUCAGAGGGACUACAUUUGAGGAAACACAAGACCAUUUCUUUGAGUUUUCAGUGUUGUAGAUUCUGA
Pistacia vera is the source of this 816-nucleotide messenger RNA. RefSeq names its product protein BREAKING OF ASYMMETRY IN THE STOMATAL LINEAGE. NCBI's taxonomy places the organism in Eukaryota, Viridiplantae, Streptophyta, Magnoliopsida, Sapindales, Anacardiaceae. The transcript is spliced from 5 exons. The record is from RefSeq and is a predicted model, not a curated record. Gene Ontology annotation, biological process: regulation of asymmetric cell division. The coding region runs from base 1 to 816 and encodes 271 amino acids.